Messenger RNA from Pantherophis guttatus, 9464 nucleotides. RefSeq names its product BICD cargo adaptor 1 (gene BICD1). Gene Ontology annotation, molecular function: cytoskeletal adaptor activity; dynactin binding; dynein complex binding. The record is from RefSeq and is a predicted model, not a curated record. Gene Ontology annotation, biological process: positive regulation of receptor-mediated endocytosis; microtubule anchoring at microtubule organizing center; regulation of microtubule cytoskeleton organization. Gene Ontology annotation, cellular component: cytosol; Golgi apparatus. NCBI's taxonomy places the organism in Eukaryota, Metazoa, Chordata, Lepidosauria, Squamata, Colubridae.
GAGAGGGAGGGAGGGAGAGCGAGAGCAGGUGGACGGCUGAGAGAGAGAGAGAGAGAGAGAGAGACUGCGGUGAAGCUGCCCUGGAGACAUGGCGGACCGGUGCCUCUGAAUAAGCAAAAAUUGAGCGCGGGGGUGGGGUGGGGGAGGGCGGCGAAAGAGGCGCCCUCUCGAUUUCUCCUUCUCCUCCUUCCACAUAGCAAUUAUGCUGUCCCUCUGUGGAGCGGCCGAAGGACAAAUGGUGCAGCAGCCUUGGGGGGCCUCGGACUCCUUCCCCUUACACCUUCUUCUUCAUCUUGCAUCCCAUCCUCUCCCUUGGCCUUGAGCUGAGGUAGCUGGCCGCUUCCCAACAGCAUCCCAGGGCGAAUUGCUGUCCAUCCAUCCAUCCAUCCAUCCAUCCAUCCAUCCAUCCAUCCAUCCAUCCAUCCAUCCUGUGGCUGCCUUCAUCCCUCCCUCCCUCUUCUUCCCAUCUGUCUCCAUCCUUCUUUCUUCCUCUCAUUCUCUAUCGCUUUUCUCCUUUUCCUCCCUUCCCCCCCGCCUCCCCCUCCCCCUCCCCCUCCCUGCUGCCACCACCCUCCAAAGCUAUGGCUGCAGAAAAGAUCUUGGAGACCCUGGAUCACUAUAAAUCGGAGAUCGAGCGGUUGACCAAAGAGCUGACCGAGACCACCCAUGAAAAGAUCCAGGCGGCUGAAUAUGGGCUGGUGGUCUUGGAAGAGAAGCUGACCCUUAAACAGCAGUACGAUGAGCUGGAAACGGAAUAUGAUGUCCUCAAACAGGAGCUGGAGCAGCUGAGAGAGGCAUUUGGACACUCAUUCUCAGUCCACCGUAAAGUAGCUGAAGAUGGUGAGACCAGGGAAGAGACGCUCCUUCAGGAGUCAGCAUCCAAGGAAGCUUAUUACCUUGGGAAGAUUUUGGAAAUGCAGAACGAGCUGAAGCAAAGUAGAACUGUGGUUACCAACGUUCAAGCAGAGAAUGAACGACUGACAGCAAUUUUGCAGGACUUGAAAGAGAACAAUGAAAUGACAGAGCUGCAGAGAAUUAGGAUGAAAGAUGAAAUCCGAGAGUAUAAAUUUAGGGAGGCGCGGCUUCUUCAGGAUUAUACUGAACUUGAAGAAGAAAACAUUACUUUGCAGAAGCUGGUUUCCACACUGAAGCAGAAUCAGGUUGAGUAUGAAGGCUUGAAACAUGAGAUAAAACGAUUUGAGGAAGAGACGGUGUUGCUUAAUAGCCAGCUAGAAGACGCCAUCAGGUUGAAGGAGAUUGCAGAACAUCAACUAGAAGAGGCUUUGGAGACCUUAAAGAAUGAAAGGGAGCAGAAGAACAAUCUGAGGAAGGAACUGUCUCAGUAUAUCAAUUUAAAUGAUAGCAUGUAUAAUAAUCACAUUAAUAUCUCAGUAGAUGGAUUAAAGUUUGGAGAAGAUGGGAAUGAACCUAAUAAUGAUGACAAGAUGAAUGGACAUAUUCAUGGACCUCACAUGAAACUGAAUGGGGAUUUUCGGACUCCCGGCGUUAGGAAAGGAGAAUCUAUGCACCCGGUCUCUGAUCUCUUCAGUGAGCUGAACAUCUCCGAAAUGCAGAAACUGAAGCAGCAGCUCAUGCAGGUGGAGCGUGAGAAAGCUAUUCUGUUGGCUAAUCUUCAGGAAUCUCAGACCCAGCUGGAGCACACCAAAGGGGCCCUUACCGAGCAGCACGAACGGGUCCACAGGCUCACCGAACACGUCAACGCAAUGAGGGGUCUGCAAAGCCACAAAGAGCUGAAAGAAGUUGACUUUGAGAAAGGCCGAGAUUCUGGGGAAGAAACCCAUGAUUAUGAAGUGGACAUCAAUGGCUUAGAGAUCCUAGAGUGUAAAUACAAGGUAGCUGUUACCGAGGUGAUUGACCUCAAAGCUGAAAUCAAAGCCUUAAAAGAGAAGUACAAUAAGUGUGUUGAAAACUACACCGAGGAAAAGGACAAGUACGAGAGCAAGAUCCAAAUCUAUGACGAGCAGGUCUCCAGCUUGGAAAAGUCAAUGAAGGAAAGCCACGAGAAAAUGGUACAGAUGGAAAAGGAACUGCAAAGGAUUACAGGCGUUGCCAAUGAGAACCAUAAUACCCUCAAUGCCGCUCAGGAUGAGCUGGUGACUUUCAGCGAAGAGCUGGCUCAACUCUAUCAUCAUGUCUGUCUCUGUAACAAUGAGACUCCGAAUAGGGUUAUGCUGGAUUAUUACAGGCAAAGUCGAGUUACUAGAAGUGGGAGCUUGAAGGGACCGGAUGAUCCAAGAGGACUCCUAUCUCCACGCCUUGCCAGGAGAGGAACGGCACUCCCCGUAGAAAUCAGGGUGCCAACUGAACAGGGUUCAAAAGAGAGCACAGAAGCCAACAAAGAGCCAAGUCCAACAAAGACCCCCACCAUUUCUCCUGUCAUUACAGCCCCUCCUUCCUCCCCGGUUUCUGAUACCAGUGACAUUCGGAAAGAGCCCAUGAAUAUUUACAACCUCAAUGCCAUAAUACGGGACCAAAUCAAGCACUUGCAGAAAGCGGUAGAUCGGUCACUGCAGCUGUCCCGACAGCGUGCAGCGGCCCGUGAACUGGCACCUCUGAUUGAUAAGGACAAGGAGGCUUUAAUGGAAGAAAUAAUGAAAUUAAAGUCCCUGCUGAGUACGAAACGGGAACAGAUAGCAACCCUCAGGGCAGUGUUGAAAGCCAACAAGCAGACAGCAGAAGUGGCCCUGGCGAACCUGAAGAAUAAAUAUGAGAACGAGAAAGCCAUGGUAACAGAAACGAUGACUAAACUGCGCAACGAAUUAAAAGCUUUGAAAGAAGAUGCAGCAACCUUCUCAUCCUUGAGGGCCAUGUUUGCAACGAGAUGUGAUGAGUAUGUCACCCAGUUGGAUGAGAUGCAGAGGCAAUUGGCAGCUGCAGAAGAUGAGAAAAAGACCUUAGAUUCUUUGCUGCGGAUGGCUAUCCAGCAAAAACUCGCCCUGACUCAACGCUUGGAAGACUUAGAGUUUGAUCACGAGCAGUCCCGGCGGAGCAAAGGCAAAUUUGGAAAAACCAAGAUCGGCAGCCCUAAAGUAAGUGAGGAGGCAUCAGCCACCGUGUCAACCAUAGACACUUUCCUCCUGCAUAGUCAGGGCCCACAACCACCAAACAUACUGGUCAGCAGUGGCACCCAGAGGAAAAGACAAUUCUCACCUUCCCCUUGUGAUCAGAGCCAUUCCAGGACUUCAGGGACCUAUCUACUGCCUUUAUUAAGAACCCCCCCAGAUCACACCUCCACAGAGUCAUUUCUUCUGAGGGGCCCCAUUUCCAUGAAUGAAUCCUUCCAUGGGCACCGUCUCAGCAAGGAAAAAAGGUUAACCGUAGCCAUCCCAGUCGUGGCUCCAGUGGAACGUUUCCAAGUACAGGACAUCUCUCCUGAGGAACACUUGAGAGCCAUUUUGAUGGAUUUGGCAUCUAGGCCCAAAACAUGUUACCAAAAACAAGAUUGUCAGCAGCCUGCUGCCUCACUACCGCCACACGGCUCACAACUAAGCAGGAGGCAACGCUGUCAGACUGUCAGUCCUGAUGUAGCUCUUCCAGAAGAACAGCCACAUUCCAGCUCUCAAUAUACCCCUCCUGUCAGCUGUCUACUUAAGCCUCCUCCUUAACAUCGUGCUUCAUAUGCAACCUAAGAGUUUGGGGGAAAUCUCACCACAUGGACUGAAUUCGAGUUCUUACAGCAAAGGAACAGUUUGUAUCGAGCAUGACUGCCUUCUUGCUGCUGCUGAGUCCAAACACCAUCUAAAGGAAGGCAUGUGGAAACGCUUUAAAGCACAGUGCCCAGACUGCUGAAAAAUCUUCAAGGUUCCUCUGUGUGCAUCAUCUGAUCAAAACUACACAACGGAAGUCAGACUUGUUCCUUCCAGUUGUUUGGCUAGGACUACUAAUGUGCUGGGAACCUAGACUCCUACCGAAGCAAAGCAAAGAAAGUAUGCUACCAAUCUUAUUUUGCCCAUUCAGCUCAAGCUACUGACUCCAUAUUUCUUUCUGUGGUUUAAAUGGCAUUAUAUAUAUAUUUUUUUCUGACAUAUUUGCACCAAAAAGUAUGGUUAUUAGAAAUGAUGCGUGGAUGGGUUGUUCCACUUUUCUUUUUAAAGUAAUACAGAGAUAAUUUACCUUUGAGAUUUUUUUUUGUUCAGUUAUGAUUUGUUUUUAUUUUUUUUAAAUUUAAAAAUGUAUAUAUAUAUAUAUAUAUUAUUUGGAGAUAGCUUGCCUUGGGCAAAAUGCAGCCUGGUGUUUUGUUUUAUUGCACAACAUUGUAGAAGAUACAUUGAAAUGAAUGUGUACUGGGGGGUGGGGGGGAAUUGCAGAGGAAGUUGGGUGUGCCAAAAUUGCAUCAAAUUAAAUAGGCACACAGUGAAGCACUUAAAUUGCAUUGAUUUCAAGAGAAUUCUGGCAUGCCUGAUUUUCUCUGAACUGUGUCUUUGACUGAACUGGUGGUACAGAACUCUGCUGCACUGGUAUUGUUUACACAGUUGUUUUAUACAAUACUGUAUUAGCUGCUGGUUCCUUUAUACCUUCAACCUGAUUAAGCCUGAAAAAAGGGUUUUAUUGAAUAAUAUAUGCAUAAUUAUUUCCUUGUGCUUAUUUUUGUGUUUCAGGGUAUCGUUUUGUUUUAAGGAUCUUUUCCUUUUUUUUUCUGGGCAAGCUAAUGACUUGGUGCUUUUGUUUCAGUUUUACUGUUUGGUAUCCAGACCAAAAAAAAAAAAAAAAAUCAAAUGAACUUGAAGUAAACAUACUGAAUUUUAUGAUAAUUGAAAAAAAAUGCAGGAUACGUUUCACUUUACUCCCAAAUCCAGUAUUAUCAGACUAGGGCCUUCCUUUGGUAAAACCAAGUGGUGGUGGGAUAUCAGAUGAUCAAAAUUAGUGCAUUUACUGGGGAAUUAAGCAAAGGAAGUGGGAUUGGUAUGUUGGAUUGAAGAACAUAGGUUUACAUUCUUGCUUUAAGGGAUUGUCUGAACUGUCAGCUGUUUUUAUUCUAGCCCAUUCCAUAACAAAUAACUCAGGUCAGGGUACACAGGUUGUUCCUGCAUUGCUUGGCAUUCUUCGUUCAAGAAUUUUCCCAAUAAAUUUUGAGAAAUGCUGGGUAUGAAAGAAAAUGAAGGAUAAUUACAUUGUUUUGCACAAUGCUCAGAAGCAAGAUGGCUUACUUGCAAGAUUUCAAGUUAUUAUUUUGGGCUUUCUGCUGGGUCUCUCAGUUAUACUGUUAACCAUUUUUCUCCUGUUAGUGGAAUUCUUAUUCUGAGUCAGAUAGCCUUAAUACAUUAUAAUAAGGAAGAGCGGAGUAGAUCCAGGUCCCUUGGUUCCAUCUCUGCAGUGGUGAUAUGAAUUACAAGACAGAAAUUGUAAGAUAUCUGGGGAAAUUAUCCAUUCUGAAAGAUAUCAGAUCAGCUGGAAUAACUUGACAUCAUCCCCCCUGAAUAUUAAAGAAAAUGACCCUUCUUAGAAUAAAUACCAAAAAGAGGAAGGAGGAAGGGGGGGGAUCCUCAGCCAAGGAAACCAUGAAGUUUAAGUGGUCAUCUUUGUGCCUAAUAAUAAGUAUCAUUGAAAAACAAGGUGCUAAAAACAGGACAAGCCUAAUCAGCAAUCGAUUUAAUGUGGAACAGCUGAUGUUUUGCCAAGAAACAGUGGUUUAAGUUACCAAUGAAAUCCACAAACUUGAAAGCAACCACCAGUGUCCUAGUGACAAGUAGUGUGGUAGGGAAUUGAUUAGAUGGAAAUAACCAUUGAGUUUAAAUGACCUCUAUGUGACAGUCCAAAUCAUAUAUAGCUCUGUUGCUAGAACCGUAGGAGCUAAUGGCUCUCGUUUAAUGUGUUUCCACGUUGCUUAUCUUGUGCUAUACUGAACAUUUCAAUGCUUCACUUCAUAUUCAUAUCUAGCGAGGGAAUAUUUCUGCAGCUCCUAGGGUUGCUGUUGCUAACUUUACAUUGGGUUACAUUGACCGUUAGCCGUCAUGCAGACGUUUCUGGCUGAAUUGAGUGUUCCUCAAGAGUGCCAGGAACUUCAACCAUUCAUCUCACUUUAACAGUCAUCCUAAACUCAAUAAUGUUGUUUUUGAACUGGUGGGAUCUCCAUCCAGGAGUAGAAGUUGCAGCUAAUGUGGGUGAACAAUGAAAAGAGUCCUGUGGAGAGUUUCGUGGUGGUUUUGCUUGUGGAUAAUGCAAAUUAAUUGAUGCAUAUUGUUUUGCAAGAGAGAAGCACAUGAUUUCUUAGCCAGUGAAAUCAAAAGGCCUUAAAAGUGCUUAGAAAUGAUUGGAUCAUACCUUCACUUUGAUUUGUAUUCUAUUAACAAAUGGUUUCAACUGACCUAAUGUAUACCUCAGAAUAUCUGUUAAAUCAAACUGUCUGUGUAACUGAGCUGUGACUAUAUAGGUCUUACAACAUAUGCUAUGCUACAGUGGCAAAUCUCAUUCUUGCCAUUUUUGGUACUAAUUUUGCAAAAAAAAAUAAUUAAAUAAUUUCAGGCUGCAGUCCUAUGAAUGCUGACUUCGGGAAAAGUUGUGCUGAACAGUAAAUAAAUAAAAAUGGAAUUGCUUGGACAUAAAUUUCACUUACCGCUGUACAGAUUGUGGGCUCAUACCUGAGUAACUGUGCUAAAAUUUCACAUUUUUUUAAAUAUAGGUUAUACUUCAUAGCUGGAAACAACACCUCUAUUAUCUUAAUGAAAUGUCCACAGUAUUCAAAAUACUGGAAUAUACAGUACAGUCAGCCAUGUCUCCCAAGCCUUUCUUUUUUAAAUUUUGGUGAAUAAUUUUAAACAUUUGAGUAUCAAAAGUAUGGGUCUAGUCCAGACACAGACAAGCAUGCGUUUUCCCACUUAAAUCUAAAAACAAAUGAGAAAGAAUGUACACAGUACAUUCACAAUACGAAGAAUAAUGAGGGGAGAGAGUCUGCUCUGUAUUUUGCACAUAUGUGCACAUAUUUAAAUUGGCUUAGCUGGACAUGGAAACAUCCAACAUCAAUCUUCACAUUUAAGAUGUGGAUUUUUGUACAGCUUCACUUUUUUUCCUGUCUGUAGCAGUGGUGAAUUUGUGUAUUAAAAAAAAGAAACAUCCAGAUUUUUACUAUAUGUCAAGUGAUGAAUUGCUCAAAACUCAAGAUCUAGAAAUUCCUUAAACUAAAUGAGAAAAAUGACAGAAUAUUACAAAGAAAAUAAUGGUAUUCAGAAGGCCUUUUAGUAAAAAAAAAAAAAAAAUCAUAGUUAUUCAUUCUUUGGAAGGAACCUUUUAGCAAUGAAAAAGUCCAAAAGGGAAUGUUUUCUAAACAUGAUUAUACUCUACCCAACCUUUUUUUGCUUAAUUGAAUUUUACUGGAAUUAAUAACAUAGGACUAAGCCUAACUGCACAACUGGAGAAGAGUGAUUCUUUUAUUGUUAGCGUCUAAUAUUAUCCUUUUAUCAGUAAAGCCAAUAAAGCCUCAAGUUGUUAUCUAAUCUCUAACAAAGGUACAUAUGAUUCUAAAAUUGGUUCUUAUAUUUCAUGAUUUGUACAGCUAUUCCAUUUUGAAUUAUUUUUCCUUCGUUAUGAAAUAUUUGUUUUAAUGUUCCAAGUGCUGAGAUGCUACAUUAAAAGCACAGUGAUUUCCCUCCUUAUAUCUUGUCUUAAAAAUCGUGUUUCGUUCUUCAGCUUUUUCUCCAGUUUUCUAUCUGUUAAAGCUACAUGAGGCAGAAUAUUCAGAAAUUUUCUGGAAUUUUACUUUUUUUUUUUUUUUUUGAAUAAUCCUGUGUGUAAAAUUUUAAAAAAGCAAUUAAUUGCAUUGGCCUCAGGGCAGAAUGCAUCUGAAUAUGCAAUAUAAUAAAAAGCUUGCAUGACAUAAUUUCAUAUACCCUUUUCAAUCAUCUAUAAACUAGAGGAUUUUUAUUUCAUGAAGAUUCCUCUUUCCCUUUGGAAAUGCAAGGCCAGUAUAACUUCAUCAAGAGCCAUAUUACCUAAGACUUCCGUCUAUUUUAAUUUCCCUUGUACAGCUCUUGAAAAUCCUCUCUAUUAAAUUUGAAGGCAACAUGGUGAUAACUGACAAUAUAGAAAUGAGGGGGGGGGGAAAUGUGUAUUACUGUGAUUGUUAUGUUAAUUUGCUAUAAGACUCUGGAUGUAUAGGGGCCUUGUUUUUCAGAUAGCAUCUUUACCUGAAAAUAUAUCUGCUGCUCAUUAUUAUGAGGCGGUGCGAUGACUCAGCAAUUAGGACACUGGGCUUGUCGGCUGGAAAGCCAACAGCCCAGGUUCGAGACCCGAGCAUCGUGCAAUGGGGUGAGCUCCCAUCUUCGCCUAGCUCCUGCCUACCUAGCAGUUCGAAAGCAUGCAAAUGCGAGUAGGUAAAUAGGCACCACUUUGGUGGGGAGGAAAUAAUGCUCUGCGGUCUCAUGCUAGUCUUCGGACAGCACUGGGUCAACAGCCCUUGAAAUGGAGAUGAGCACCAACCCCUAUAGUCAGUUAUGACUAAGGGAGUAAAGUCCGCAGGGACUCCUUUCCUUUCCACUAUUAUGCACUAAAAAACAGCAGUGGCAGUUUUUAUAUUUUGCAACAUAAAUAAUUUGUUUUGUUGAAACUUUGACUUCAUUAUUAAAACUGUUUUGAAAUUUGUCACAAGUGUUUGAUACAAGUGGAAUAAUUCUGCUAACCAGCUAUGUGAGUUUGGUGAGGGGGAGAAAUAAAAAUAAUCUAGCUUUUAAAAAUGUAUUGAUGGAUAUGGCUUUGUGUACCAUGUCCCUGAAUAAAUACAAAUGCACCUCACUAGUUUUGGAUCUUGCGUUUCAAACCUUUUGGUUUGGCUGUUAAAGGAUUAAUUCAUCUGAUCCUUUGUUCAAAAUACUUUAAAUCCUGAUGUUUUGUGACUUUUGUAAUCUCUGAAUGUUUCCCUUUGCAUGAAUGUUUCCUUAACUAAUCAACCACAAAAAAAAAAUGUCUUGUGUUAUAUUCCAAAUGGUUUUGAAAUGCUGGUGAAGUUUGUGUUAAACAUGAUUGUAUACUUACAUCUGCCUGCUGUAAAGGUUGGCUAUUUCUAAACGGAACUGAAACUGUUAUAAAAUUUUGAGGUUGAAUGAUUAUUUCUAGAUGGUGAAGACAAUAGAUGGUCUCAACGAUUUAAAGAUUGAAUGUUAGGAAUUCUUGUGUUGCAACCACUGGUUUUAAGAAAAGUAUAUUGACUAAUUCUCAAUUCCAGAACCAUGUGAUUAUGAAACCUCUAAAAUAAUUACCAUGUUAAACCCUCUUCCAUUCUAGUCUUUAUAUCUCUAGACAAUCCUAGAUGAAUUGUUCUGAGAGGCAGUCAUAUGCUUGUACAUGUUUGAUAUAAUUCAGCUUGAACGGUUGGAAAUUAAGACACUCCAGAAGGAAUAAAUUAAAUUAGGAACUUAUAUAUGAUUCUUACUUACAUCAUUAUGUCCAAUUAAAAUUAUGAUGUAAUGCAUAAUUAUCCCACUAAAUAAAUGGGCCAUCUUUUGUUCACUGAA